This is a messenger RNA of Pararge aegeria (speckled wood butterfly), 836 nucleotides long. RefSeq lists its product as uncharacterized. The transcript has a single exon. The coding region runs from base 134 to 820 and encodes 228 amino acids. The record is from RefSeq and is a predicted model, not a curated record. NCBI's taxonomy places the organism in Eukaryota, Metazoa, Arthropoda, Insecta, Lepidoptera, Nymphalidae.
AGUCAAGUGUCAAUGUCAAAUGUCAUUGGUUGCAUGUCAGCCGUUUAUACCUGUACUUACAUGAAAUUCAAUUUUUGUAUUCGAAUAAAUAUUUCUUACCUGAGCUAGAGAAGUAAAACUUACAUUUUUCAUUAUGGAGAGUAACUUACAAGAAGAUAAACUAGAAGGUUGGACCAAGGAAGAAAAGUUUGAAUUGCUUGAAGCCCUAAAAGAAUUUGGAUCAUUUAAUAUUGACAACAUUAGAGAAUUUGUUAGUAACAAAACUGGAGAUCAGAUCAGAGAUGCAAUUGAGUUUUAUAAAAGAAAGGCAUCUGUAGAACCUCCAGUAAUACAAAAAAGGGAACGUAAAAUUAAUCUGCCAACAGUGCCUUUAUCUAGCUGGGCCAAGUUUAUUAUAGAUACCCAUGGAUUUGACGACCUUCAAACGGAAACAGCUGCUGCGUUACGUUUAAUAGCGGAGUUUGAAGAAAAACCACCUGCUGUAUGCACUGAGAAAAUUGAUUUUAAAAAAGUAUACCACAUGCUCGCUGAUGCAUUGGAAGGCAAACCACUACCGAAUGAUAAGUAUGUCUUGACCCUUUUUGAUAAAUGUAUUGUUGAAACAGCCCUCACUAGUAAGGCGCUUAACAGAGGUACUAAGUGUUUUAAGAGAAUUCUUCAGACAUCAUGCAAUCCAGAGGAGGCAGAUGUUAAUUCAUUCAUUAAACCAACUGAAGACAAAGAACUUAUAACUCUCAGAUAUUUAGCUACAAAAAGGAAUUACAAUCCCUUAAAUAUACCUGAAAGUAGUCUGAAAUUUCCAACAUUUACUGUUAAAUAAAAGUUGUCAGCACCUA